GAGAGAGAAGACAAUAUGGCACUUUUUAACAUUCAGAAUCCUUUGGUAUUUACGUUCGGAAUUUUAGGUAAUCUUGUUUCUUUUGCGGUAUAUCUUGCUCCAAUGCCAACAUUUUACAGAAUUUUCAAGAAGAAAUCAACGGAAGGAUUUCAAUCAGUUCCAUACGUGGUUGCAUUACUUAGCUCGAUGUUGUGGAUAUACUACGCAACACUUAAAUCAAACGAAACCCUUCUCAUCACAAUCAACUCCGCCGGGUGUUUCAUAGAGUCCAUUUACAUUGCCAUUUACAUUGCUUAUGCACCCAAAAAACCUAGGAUGGGCGCUCUGAAGCUGCUUUCGCUUCUCAACUUUGUUGGGUUCGGACUUAUCGUUAUUUUCACCCAUUUCUUAGUAAAAGGACCGGAACGAGUUCAGGUUGUCGGAUGGAUUUGUCUAAUAUUUUCGUUGUGUGUGUUCAUUGCGCCUUUAUGCAUUGUGAGACAAGUUAUACGAACUAAGAGCGUCCAACAUAUGCCGUUUCUUCUUUCAUUAUUCCUUACACUUAGCGCAGUUAUGUGGUUUUUCUAUGGCCUAUUGCUCAAAGACUUUAACAUUGCGAUUCCAAAUGUAUUGGGGUUCAGCUUCGGCGUGCUUCAAAUGGUGCUCUACCUAAUGUACAGAAACGCGGAGAAAACGAAAGAAGAAAAGCUUCCUGAAAUACUACAAAAGCAAAUUAUCAUUUUGGAUGAGCAGAAAAUUCCUGAACUAACUCAGCAAAUUAUUGACAUUAUCAAGCUCAGUGCCUGUCGGAGUUCGGAGAAAAUUCCAGUGGUUUCCCAGCAGCCCAUGAGUGUUAGUGUCUCAGUUGAAGCAUCUUCCCAUCAGAAUUUGCCUAAGGAAAUUGAAGCUUUUUAAAAGCAUUAUUGAUUUCUCUAUGGCAUCCACUUGCUUAAUUGAUUUAAUUCCUGAAUUUAGGCAUUUAUGUGUAAUAAAUUAAUUAUGUAUGAUGAUGCUUUGUGUAUUUUUCUUGUUAGUCAUUUGUUAAUUUGCUUGUACGCACUUCAGGGAGACUUAUCCCAUUAGUUUAUGUAUUUUCUGCAAUUUACAAAUGAAAUAAUUGGAUGCUGCUCUUCAUGUGUA
Messenger RNA from Sesamum indicum (sesame), 1119 nucleotides. Lineage: Eukaryota; Viridiplantae; Streptophyta; Magnoliopsida; Lamiales; Pedaliaceae. The record is from RefSeq and is a predicted model, not a curated record.